AUGCGCCACGAAACGUUCCACCAUCAAUACCACCUCAGCGCCCGCACUCCUGACAUCCUGGCAUGGCUACACAGCCCUCCCUUGUUCUGCUGGGCAAAGACGAAGACUACGCCCAUCCUGUGUAAUGCGAGCGAUCCUUCAGGGGGCCCGUACGAUUGGACCCUAGAGGCGGCUCAUAUCCCGAUGACGUGGCGUACUUUCUUUCAAUUCCCGUCCAACGGCUUGAUCAUGGAUAUGCAGUACGGCAUGCUCAAGUGUCGACUUCAUUCUGAGUGGAUGAUCGAUGCUGUUGCAGGGCAUGAAGGGGAGGAUGUGGCCCUACUGACGGGAAAGGUCAGCUUGGAAGCGCCUGACGUCUUCUUUGGGGUGAUGAAGCGACUGAUGAUUGAUUGGAUCAGUAAGCGGAACAAUGGGAGGUUGGUCAAACGCAUUCAGGAGGGUGUGGGGAGGAGCAUCGUGACGAGUCAGAGCAACGAGCAUGAUGCAGUCUGCGAGGAUGAGAAGGGACUGUAG
Molecule: messenger RNA, 513 nt
Organism: Jaminaea rosea
Lineage: Eukaryota; Fungi; Basidiomycota; Exobasidiomycetes; Microstromatales
Exons: 3
Coding region: 1-513 (170 amino acids)
Source: RefSeq, a predicted model, not a curated record